Thecamonas trahens ATCC 50062 is the source of this 1446-nucleotide messenger RNA. RefSeq lists its product as uncharacterized. The coding region runs from base 1 to 1446 and encodes 481 amino acids. Lineage: Eukaryota; Apusomonadida; Apusomonadidae. The record is from RefSeq and is a predicted model, not a curated record. The transcript is spliced from 2 exons.
AUGGCAGCGAUUGGAGGGCGUGUGGCAAAGACGGUGUCGGCACUGGCCGAGGCAUGGUGUGUGCGGACCGGGGCAAAUAGCGUGGGUAAAGCGCUGGCAGUGGACGAGCUCAGUAACGUGUGGCGCGGCUUGCCUUACCGCAUGCCGACGGAUGACAACGCGCUGGCUAACAUGGUGAGCCGCGGCUUGCUGAGUGCCGAGAAGGCCGAGGUUGUGGCGGCAGGAUGCGCGCCGGUGGCGCUGGCGUCGAUGCGGGGAGUGCUGGAGGCGUUUGCGCGGGUCCAGGCGACUGAGAUCGGCGCCGACGCUGCGAGGCAACUGUACGGCGACGGGUCGGCGGAAGCGGUGAUGGCGCGGCUGGUGGCCAAGCGGCCGCUGAUGUUCAUGAACGGCAACGACUCGCAUUUGUUGCGCGACGGAACGAGCCGGGGCUGGGGUGUGCCGGAGCCGCGAGCCGAGUACAUGGACUACGACGAGAUGGUGUACUCUGCGCUCAUUGGGGUCUCGUGCGUGACGCCGUUCAUCAACCAGGGCGGGCGCUACAACCGGGGCAUCUUUGUGGGCGAGGACACGUGGGCAGAUGAGGUCGAGCCGCUGGGGGUUUAUGUGGGCAUGGUCGGGGCGCGGUUCGAGGUGCGGGGCAAGAUGGAGUUCUCGUACUGCGGGUUGGCGCAGGAUGAGGCGGUGCCAGCGGCCGGUUACGGUGACCCGAGCCAUCCGGAAUAUGAGGCAUCGGCGCAGCUCAAUGUGUUGGCGGCAGCGCUGGGCGUGGCACGGUUUCCGAGCUACGAUGAGGCGGUGCAAGGAGCAGCGCGCGGCGCCGAAUGCGGGGACGUGGCCAGCCACCCUGACGAAGCACUGGCCUUGCUGCCCGAGGCAGUGACAACAGCAGUGUCGCGUGUGCUGGAGCAGGUGCCGCGGUUUGCGCCUCUGCGCUCGAGCGCGGUGCUGGACACGUUGGUGUACGCACGGCGCAUGGCGGCGAGCGCAUUGCUGUUCCUGAGGGAGGCCAACGCGCGUGGGGCGGCUGCGGGGCAGCCUGCAUACUGCCAUGUAGUUGGGCUUGGGCUUGGGGUGUGGCAAGUGACCGAUUUCCAGGCGCAGGUGUUUGUGGAUGUGUUUGGCGCUGUCCUCAAGGCCGAGGCUCUGGAGCACGUUGGCAUUUCGUGCGCGGGGGUAGGGGCUGGCGAGGUGUGCGGCCUCGGCUCGACGCGGGUCCAGUUCUCGAAGCGCGAUCCGGCGGCCAAGCUCAAGGGCGAGUUUGCCGACCAUGUGCUCGUGGCCAUGUACGCGUGGGACUCGAACGCGUACCCGGGCAAUGAGUACUGGGUCGGGGCGCUGUCGGCGUCGGGAGACCCGGCGGCAGCGUGCUGCUCGGCGAUUCCGGAGCUGCAGAAUCCGGAUGUGAACCCGUUUGUGGAAGGCGACAAUGUGGUGUGGUUGUGA